UUUCGAAAGUAACUUGGAAACACAUCGAUGUAAGAAGUGCAUAGAACGUGUGAUGGCAGAUUCUGAUAGAUUAUCAUAAUUGUUGCAGUUUGCCAGUUGAUAAAACUGCGCAAACAGAUUUCAUCGAUAUAUCGUUGUCGUGUGCAUAUCGUGUGUGACUGCUUUUUAUUUUAAGCUCAGUUGUAUGGAGUGUGGAUUUAAAAGGAGUGAAAUCUCUUAUGGUAGAACUGUUGCAAAAUUGUCCAGCUGUCAGCUAUAAAUAAUAGUUCCAAAUCUCUCCAGAGUAGCGCUAGAGUAGCUAAGAACCUAGGCGUUAUUGACGGAAUGAAGUGCGCUGUCUAUGAUUUGUUUUUUUUUUCAAGUAUUCUAGGUAUUGUACCGCCACCUAUUUAAGGUUUUUUGAUGACACUUUUUGGUACAUCGAGAUUUCAUUCCUUACCUCCACCUUCCAUACUCAGUUGUUUAUGUUUCCAUAGACAAAUGAAUCAGCAAAACAACAUUUUAUAUUGUCUAUGGUCCAAGGCAGACAACAAAAAAAAUGAUUAUGGUCGAUGGCCGACCACGGUGUUUGAAGUCGAACAAAUUAAUUGGUUCGCAUUGCAAUAAAAAAUUAUUUUAGUAAUUCAUUGAAUUAUGUUGUUUCAAAGAAAAUGAAGUAAAACCUAUGAGAUUACCGGCUGUGUAUUCAGAUUGCUUCGGAUGUCCUGAAAAAAUUGUGAGAACCACGUGAGUUUAGUUAACCUUUGAGUAGAUGACAAAUGAUGAAGAACGCUAGAAAAAUACAGCACAAUUCGAUAGAUGAAAGUCAAUAAAAUUAUAAAAGAGGGCGAAAGAAGAAGGAAUAAAAAUAACAUUAAAAAGAGGAGACACAAUAUGCAGUCCUUCAACGGCGGAUGGGAAGCCACUUCAUUUGUAACAAAACUGAACAAACAAAUAUUGUAAUUAGAGCUCACGCAAUACUCUAUAAUGGAUCCAACAUGUUCUCAUUUUAAUUUUGAUGCAUAUGAAGGAGUUAAUAAUGUCUCGUUUGACACAGAAAAUAAGACUGACAGUGAAGCCUGUGUGGUUGAUAAUGAAGCUACAUCUCAAGAUAAUUCCAAGCAUAAGAUAGAUGAUAUAGAGCGCCAGGACUUCGAUGAGGAAAAUAGAAUAAUAAAUCAUUGUUCUGGUAUGAUUGUGGAUGGCAAAAUAGCUGCAAGUCCACAUUACUCUGGCAACCUGUCCAGUGCAAGCUCCAGUCUGGCGUCCAGCUCGGAGACCAUAUCCGCCUUCCCAAAUAUUAUGUCUAAUGACUACAGUUUACCUGGUUGUAGCAAAACAGAAGAUUGUGAAGAUAGUAAUGCGACAAUAAAAAAUAUGAUACAUUCUCGAAAACCUGCAAGCACAGUCGAGGAACCUCAGAGGAAAGAAGUCUAUAAGCCUGACUUUAUGCAAAAACUUCUUAGUAGCGGUGUCCAAGAAAAGAAGGACUUUCCUAAGGGAAAGCUGUAUAAAGCAGAGCAGAUGGGUGAGAGUUCGUGCGACAACCAUACUCCUGACGUGAGCGAUUUGGAAGCGACAGGCGGGCCUUCGGGGCGCACCAGCUCCAACGCGUCCAGCAUUGGCAGCACCGGCUCGGACAGCAACAAGGAGUUCACCGUGCCGUCCACGUCCAACGCUGACAAGUUGCUAGGCCUCGACGACAGCAGGAAGAAUGAGCCGGGGGGCUCCAAAUCAUCUCCCUACAUGCAGCCAUUUUGUGAUGGGGAUGAUGACUCAGAUGACGACGUAAUUGAAGAAACAUGGUGUACUUGUUUAUCAUCUCAUGAGGACGACGAGGAUGACGAAGAACCAGAAAUUGAUGAGAGACUUUGGAGAAAGAGGCGCUACGAGCCGCCCCCGCCUCAGUACGCGAAGAAGUUCUGCCCGGACGGUAGCACGGCCGCGCCGCCCGACGGCGGCUGGCUGCAGACGAUGCCCCCCUCCUCCAUGCCCGCCACUCUUCAAGGACCACCUGAAAUUAAGAAUUGGCUCAACAGAUUCCAAUCGUGGUCCAAUGCCGAGAAAAUUCAAGCGAUAGACGCCCUUAUCGGGCGCUGUGCCGCGAGCCACGUGCGACACAUGAUGAAGGCCAUCGAGCCGCUGUUCCAGAGGGACUUCAUCUCGCUGCUGCCCAAGGAGCUGGCGCUCACGGUGUUGGGCUACCUGCAGCCCAAGGAUCUGCGGCGCGCCGCGCAAACUUGCCGAUACUGGAGAUUCCUUGCCGACGACAAUCUACUAUGGAAGGAGCAGUGCCGUCGCAUAGGCAUUACAACACUCAAGAAGAUGCCUCGCUCACUGCCCCGCUGCGUCAGCCCAUGGAAAGCGGCCUACAUGCGCCAAUACCUGAUCGAGAACAACUGGCUGCACAAACCGGUCAACAACCCCAUCAUGAUGAGAGGACAUGAUGAUCACGUCAUCACCUGCUUGCAGUUCUACGGAAAUCGCAUUCUUAGCGGCAGCGAUGACACUACGCUGAAAGUAUGGUCGGCUAUUACAGGCAAGUGCCUGCGCACUUUGGUGGGACACUCGGGCGGCGUGUGGUCGUCGCAGAUGGUGGGCGACCUGGUGAUCAGUGGAUCCACGGAUCGCACGCUGCGCGUUUGGGACGCCAAGACGGGCCAGUGCCAGAAGGUGCUCGCCGGACACACCUCCACGGUGCGCUGCAUGCAUCUUUACAACAACAGGGUGGUGUCAGGAUCGCGCGACUCCACGCUGCGCGUGUGGUCCAUCCCCGAGGGCCGCUGCCUGCGCGUCCUCGUGGGGCACCUGGCGGCCGUGCGCUGCGUGCAGUACGACGGCAAGGUGGUCGUGUCCGGCGCCUACGACUACUUCGUCAAGGUGUGGAACCCCGACACCGGCGAGUGUCUGCACACGCUCGCGGGACACACCAACCGCGUCUACAGUUUACAGUUUGAUGGCGUGCACGUGGUGAGCGGGUCGCUGGACACGUCAAUCCGCGUGUGGGACGUGGAGUCGGGCCAGUUGAAGCACACGCUGACGGGCCACCAGUCGCUCACCUCCGGCAUGGAGCUCCACUCCAACAUACUCGUCUCCGGCAACGCGGACUCCACGGUCAAGGUGUGGGACAUCACCACCGGCCACUGCCUUCACACGCUGUCAGGUCCUAACAAACACCAAUCGGCGGUGACGUGUCUGCAGUCGAGCAACCGGUUCGUGAUAACGUCGUCGGACGACGGCACGGUGAAGCUGUGGGACGUGCGCACCGGCGAGUUCAUCCGCAACCUCGUGGAGCUCAGCUCGGGCGGCUCCGGCGGCGUGGUGUGGCGCAUCCGCGCCUCCGCCACCAAGCUUAUCUGCGCCGUGGGCUCGCGCAACGGCACCGAAGAGACCAAACUGCUCGUCCUCGACUUUGACGUGCCCGGCGCUUGUCGCAAGUGCGACGAAUAGCAUCGACUCAACCGACGCUUGAUGCGUCGCUACGUCAACCUGUACGCGCCGUGGAACUUCUAAACGCGUUGUCUGUGUCACCAUGUUUUGUCUGUGCAUGGGACGGCAAAAGCGACUAAUUAUAUUCGGGGGUGGUUAUUCAUGCUUAAAAUUUAAACCGUCUACACACUCGCCACAAAACAACCAUCAUUCCCAAACAAUUUUUAAAUAAUGAGUGGCGAUUAUACACAAAUGGACUACGUUUCGAAUUAUGACCUAUCUAUAAUAUAAGAAAUGAAUGACAUUAUACGUACAAGUUGCAUUUAUUUUUCGAGUAAUUAUUAAUUUAUUAUUGUUAUAUUGUUUCCUCCUAUUUAAAGUCAAUCAUGCAAAUUGAUUUAAAUUUAUCACUUUAAAUAAAAACACUUGUAUUUUCAAUAUUUGUCAUGGGUACAGAGAGGCAUAUGUAUAUGUCAAUAGCCGGGUCCACACAGCGAGCAUACGCGCGAGGCACGUCUACACUGGCCGUAUUGUACGUGAGGAAAUUGCCUUGCGCGUUUGCUCACUCUGUGUGGAUCCGGCUAAUUAAGAUUUUUUAGGAUUUCACGUUUUGGCCGAUCCAUGCAUGCGUACAAACAACACUUUAAGAUGUCAUCACUGACCAAUAAACAGACCUGUGAUGAGUUCUCGUCGUAUCUGUGGACGGUGAACCGGUGUAUACAAAGCCACCCACCGGCCGGCUCUGUGCGAGCGUCAGUAGUUUAGCGCGGACGGGCCGCCUGUUCGCGGAACUCAAGUAUCCAUGUACUCAACUGGUAAACUAAUUACAUUAUGAAACAAGUAUAGUCCUUAAUAUUAAUAAUUAAAUUUGUUCACUCAAUCAACAUGAUUGAUGGCUUAAUGCCAUCACUAUUGCCAAAUUUCAAAUGUAUGUUUAUUUAUCCCAAAGAAUUAUAAAAGCAUUGGGUAGGUAUUAAGUUAAUUAUGCAUUAAAAAUAUUUCACGACGGUUCUGUUACAAAAACUGGUCAAUAGUACCGUGUCGUUUAACAAUUAUCCUCAUGCGUGAUUUUUUUUAAAUUUUAAAAUCAUUAAUUAUGUUGUUUGAACACCGGAAAAAUAAAAAUCUAGAUAUAAAUCUCAUUAUUUUAUUAAAAAAUAUUUAAUAUGUUAAGCGAUUGAAACGCUCAUUAUUUUUGGUGCGAAUUUUAUGAUGACGUCACUCGUUGGACGCAACUGACGUUUGUUACUAAUGUUGUUCAUGUGUUUCAGCUACUUGACACUAAAUUCGUUUUAUUCUCAUUUUAUUAUUACCAUGGAUGAACCUAAAAACCAUUCUAUAUGCGUUAUCUUUUGCCAAAGUACCAAGUUGGUUACUCAGUCCUGUUACCAGAGUUUUUACGGAAUAAAAGGAAAUAGGUAGCAUUGUUUAUAGUAUUUUAUGCAACAGUUGUAUAAGAAGGGUCAAAAAAGGCGAGUGGCGUGAGUUACAAUGUGAGCCGGAGCCGAAGGCGUAGGCGAACAUUGUAAAGGAAUACGCCACGAGAAUUUUUUGACCUACUUAUACAACGUUGCAUACAAUAUUUUUCCUACGAGUCAACAAAAAUCAAUCUUAAUUUAGGUAAACAAAUUACAGCAAACGUAUAUAGCCAAGACGCGCGAGCAUACCUUGUUACGCGCCCGGCCCGCCCCGGGCCGCGGCCGGCCGGUCGGCGACACCUCCUCGUAACUCAUGAGGCCCUGGUACUUGCUACUUGCUAAAUUAAUUUUUUGGACAGUUUUUUCUCAAUUUUGGCCACCGUAGCCUACGGAGACUAACAAGCAACGCUAAGCGGUCUUCGUAGUCUAUGGGUGUUGCUAUAUUACGGGUGUCACAUGCGUGUUUCUGACUUAUGAAGUAAUUAUUUUUACUAUGCAACCAAAUGAAUAUUUUGUACGUUGGCAGCAAUGCACUUAGUUUAAAACUGUAUUCGUUUUGGUUUUGUUAGGUUGGUAGCCAUUAAUCGCAGUAACAUUAUAGCUUAUAAAAGCACAAGAGCUUUUAUGAGGAAUAGACAAUAUAGACUUUUCUUGAAAUCUUUUAUGUAUGUUCUUAUAUUCGUGUUAAUGAAUGCAUAAAUGACAGAUAACAGUAGAGGAGUAGGAAAAUUACUUAAACAAUGUGUUUGUCCACGUAUAGUGGAAUCGUUAACCACGUAUAGUACAAUGAAUUUUAUCGACAAAUCAUCCACCAUACCUAUGUUUUUGUGAAAGUCAGAAUGGCGGGUGUACCUAAAUAAAAUAAAAUUAAAAGCAUACCAUAUUUUUGUACCUAAUUUGUACUAUUUAGUACCUCGGUUAAAAUAAAUUGUACCUCACGGUACAUAAAGUUAUCAUCGAGCUUUCGAAAGACAGUUGAAAAUGUAGUAACAGAACUUAGUGACCGACUAGGUAAAGUAACACAUUAACCCCCUUAUUCAUAAACUUGUACUAAAGUUACGAUGCCGCUAAUAAUCGUUUGUCCCUUUCCGACGUAUUGGUAUGAUGGAAAGGGACAAACGAUUAUUAGCGGCAUCGUAACUUUAGUACACGUUUAUGAAUAAGGGGGUAAAAGUGCAGCACACAAUGUACAGUCAGCGGCAAAUAAUUUUUAGCAACCAAAGUAGCCAAAUAGUUCGGUACCCUAUGUUUAGUAUGGUGUACCGAACUAUUUGGCCACUUUGACUGCUACAAAUUAUUUGACGCUGACUGUACUUAGCACUGAAUAUAUUUUCUUUAUAAAAAUUAAAUCAAGUAUGCAAGAGUAAACCAAUUAUGUUUGAAGAUUUCAAUCGAUCUGGUAACAAAUAGUCAAAUUACUUACUUAUUACAAUAAUACAUGCACCUACAAACCUACAAUAAUGCAAUAACAUCCGUAAUUUCUUAUUACUAACUGCAAACUAGUGUGUAGGUGGCGAUAAAACUUGAUCGACGUGUUGUAAGUACGUACAAAUAUAAAUAAUAAGUGUAUUGAAACUCAACCAAGAGUUUAAGAUAAAUCGCCACGAAAGUAAGUACAUUUUUUGAAUACCAGAUUUCUUUCAAAAUUAGUGCGAAGCAGAAAAAAACAAAUCUGUCUAACGAGUGACUUCACGUGACGUUUCGACCAAUUGGCGCAUUAGUAUUUUGCGCGCAAUUUUUGUACUUUUUGUGUAUUUAAACAAUUAAAUGAUAAUUUAAUAACGGAAAUGCAUAUGCAUGAGGUUCAUUUUCUGGUUUUAGUUAGCAUUCACCUGUUACAAGAAUUUUUUUCGUUAAUUCACUAUUCUGCGCGAUGUAAGUAAUUUAUGAGAAUGACAGUCUUACUCAUGUUCAUGUCACUACACUAUUCAGUACCCCUAGUGUAAAUAAAUUCGAUUUUGAAACGUGACGUACGCGUUUGCGUUUAGUCUCAUUUUGUAUUGGAUUUAGAAAGAGCGCGCCAAGCGGGACGUUUUGGAAACUCAAAAUCCUAUACAAAAUGAGACUUAACGCAAACGCGUUCGUCACGUUAUGAUGUCGAUAAAAUUUACACUAGGGGUACAGAAGUUGUAGGGUGAAUAUUUUAUGUUAGUGUUUUAUUUUUUGACGAUAAUAUUUGAAAAUGUCUUUUUUUUGUGACUACAACUGCAAUAACAUUAUUUCUGAAUACGUCUUCUAUAAUAGCAGAAUAUCACAAGUUCAUAUUAAGUUUCAUACUGACAAAACAAUGACAAUAUAAUAUGCCACAAUAAAUAAUAAAAUAGCACAACUUGUCAUAAAAAUAAGUAACAUCUUUUAACUCCAUCACUUUUCGAUAAGUUUUAACCCAUAUUUGACAAAGCUCAUUAAAAAGAUCUUCUAUGUUGAAUUUACUUCAUGUAAAGUGGUUUUCAGAAAACAGUGGGACUCACGUGGAGCUUCCUAAUUGUUCAAUUUCCGCCGCUUGCGUUUAGUAAAAUCUCUGUAGGUAUACUUUAACACGUUUAAAUUAUGGAAAACAUGCGUUUUAUUUUAAUGGUUCUCAGAAAUUCACCUUGUAAUGACUUAAACAUAGAUUAUAAUAAAUCGUGCUGUACUGCGGCUGCUGCUGUAUUACACUACAUGGACUUGAUUCAGAUCAUGCCCCUUUCUACAGGUCUAGGACAACUAGUGUUACUUUAAACGUCAAAAAGUUAGACGUUUACUUAACACUUGCACAGUCUGGGCUACCAAAGUCGCUGCCAACUUAGCUUGCUCUUUUGUUUUGUUAUUUUAUGCCUUGUAAUCAGUUUCAUAUAAUAUGUCAACGUGUACCAAACAUUCUUGACAAAAUGGUAACAGGUUUGAGGAAUGUUGAUAUCUAUUGGCACAAAUGUGGUAGUAGUUGCAAAAAAAUUAUCGAUCAGCAUAAUAGUAUUCGGCACCCCAGUUAUUGUAAAAUAUUAUUCCUGUUCUUGUAUUUAUUUGUAUAUUAAUACAACAGUAUUUCAUUCGUAAUCGUCCCAUAGAAUAGAAUUUCUUUUGACAUGUCAUGUGUUCAAUGUUUUAUUUUAUUUCAAUUGAUUGUAUUUUUGUUUAAAUUUUACUUUGUAUCUAUAAUAUGUUAAUAAUGCUAAUGCGAUGUGUUAAAUAUUAUUAUCCCUUUAAUUGAUGGCCAGCAAUUUUUUUAAUUUAUAAUCCUAUACAUAGUCUGGUAAGAUAAAAUAACAAUGUAUGUCUAAUUGUAAACUUGAUAAACAAUUCCGACUCAUAAUAAUAAUACCGAUUUAAGCUGUAAACAAUGUUGAAUAGUAUCGGCGUCAGCCGCACCGUGCACCGCGGCAACGGCCGCAGCCGCUGUUGCCGCUCGCUCGGCGCCCGCGGCGGCACGCACGCGCACUCGCGGCUCGAUCGAGUGUAUUGUUGUGUAUAUAAUUAUAAUCUUAAAGUAAUGUGAUCAUUGGAGGGCGAAGUCAACGCCUCUGUUCUAUGACGGCUGAUUUAAUUAAUAAUUAAACAAAGACUGAAGCAUAGGUAUAGCGUAAUAUUUAAAGUAUUAAUGUAGUUACUCCUAUGUGCUACCGAUCAUCACACUGGGUAUACCUUUGUUGACUCUCGUCAUCAUUUUGUUCAAACGUGUUUCGGUUUAGUUUUGAAUAAAAAUGUAUGUAUAUUAUUAUGUUAUAUGUUGUUAAGCUUUCGCCGGCCGUGACUCCACUUUGGUAAUUAUUGAAAAUGUCAUCUAGUUAUGUCUUAGAUUUAGUUUCUAUUGCAUUAUUUCUCUGCCCAGGUACUGCGCAUUAGCUUAUGUAAAAUGAAUAAAAGUGAUAUCGACGAUAAAGCGCCUGUAUGUCGCUGUGGUAGAUCUGUCUGUUGUUUUGCAUAAGUAAUCCCGAGGUUGCCGCGCGGCGGCCACCAGUCGUAUGGCUGCGUCUUAAAAUAUAGAUACGGACGAUAAUGUACCAAAAUAUCUAUACACCUUAAUGUUAUAGGCAAUAUAUUCCUGAUUACAUAUUUUUUGGACGUAUCGCUAUUUUCGGACGGGAUUGUACCUACACUCAUGGUACCUUUUGCCAAACUACAUAAAAAAUUAGUCUCCUCCGCCCGAUUUCGUUUGGUUUCCGGUUCCUUGUGAAUCCCCUUUCUGUAACAAUAGUUUCCACUUUUAAUUUGUCUCUUCUGGUUAAGAUGAAAACGAUGUACUAUUAAUAUUGAGCUGCUUGACGACGGCGAUUAACAUCGCCUUGUUAUUAUAUUUCUUUUGUCUUCACUACUUUGCUUUUACUGUACGAUUAUUGAAUAAAUCUAAUUGUUUUCAACA
Cydia pomonella (codling moth) is the source of this 9165-nucleotide messenger RNA. It is a transcript of the gene ago, whose product is annotated as F-box/WD repeat-containing protein 7. Gene Ontology annotation, molecular function: ubiquitin binding. The record is from RefSeq and is a predicted model, not a curated record. NCBI's taxonomy places the organism in Eukaryota, Metazoa, Arthropoda, Insecta, Lepidoptera, Tortricidae. The coding region runs from base 967 to 3429 and encodes 820 amino acids. Gene Ontology annotation, biological process: proteasome-mediated ubiquitin-dependent protein catabolic process; ubiquitin recycling. Gene Ontology annotation, cellular component: nucleus; cytoplasm. The transcript is spliced from 13 exons.